AUGUCUUUUUGCAUGGAUCAGGUCGAUUGUGCAUACGUAAGGGCAUUGUUCCCUGCCUACCUGCUUGAACAACCCAUUGGACAUGAACUGUGGAAGAUUUACCUUCGUAAUCGGAAGCUCUUUCACAAGCUUAAGAACAAAGGACAGAGUGUACCUGUGCUGAAAGAGGCUCGGCUUCACAAGUUGAAGCCCAAUGUUAGUCAUGCCACCCGAAAAGAAAUUUGGGAAAAGCUGAUGAAUUUGGGGGUCUUAGGCACCGUCCCAUAUAAUUCAGUAGGGGAUGAGUAUUUGAUGCAGGUCUAUCAGUACUUUUACCCAGACAUAGACCAAGACUCAUUCGGCGACUCAAGACGUAAUGAGGCCGCUGAUGAGAUGCAAAUUGAUAGUGAUUCAGCCGAUUUAACUAAGCCGGUCGACCCGAUUGCUCAUUUGGUUAGACGCUUGGGAGAAGAUGACGACGGAGAGGACGAUGAUGAAGAUCUUGAUGAUGAUGACGAUGACGAUGAUGAUGAUGAAGACGUUACUCAAGCCGCAGAGCGCGAUGAUCAAGUGGGCGAUGAUGAAGAUGAGGAGGACGAUGACGACAAUAUUGAAGACAUUCAUCAAACAGAGGAACAUCGCGGGGCCUCAGAUCAAAAACUUCAAGACUCAGAAAAGGACCAAUAUUUUUCGCCGCUUACUGAAAGCUCCCAUCAAAAUAGGCCCAAAAAGAACUAUGUGUCUAUGGAUAUUUACAAACUUUUGGGCUACCCUCUUCCCCACGCAUGGGACGCGCAGUCUAGCAAUAGCAUGAUGGUUUCCUCGGAUGGCAGUAACCAGCUUAAACCAAACCCGUCGUUGGAAGGAUUUCCUAGAAGGAGCGAUUCGAUUGUUGGAAGCGGCUUCUCCGUAAGUUAUUCGAGUUACAGCGCUAAGUUUGAGUACGUUAGUGCAAGGGCAAACAAUUCCAUCUUGUCUAAGAAAAUGGCCAUCUUCUAUUAUGAAAUCAGGGUUUUAUCUGUGACAAGUUCCCAGUCUGGCCAAAACUGCAACAUUAAAGUCGGCUUCAAAGACUUGUCGAAAUUUCAGGCCGGGUCUGCAUCGCCAUCAAGAACAGACUUACAUGCUGGCGAUCCCGUCUCGAUAAAUCGGCAGUCUGCAAGCAUAAUGAGGUCGACUGUUGAAUCAAGUUCAACCACCUCUACCAAAAGCCGCGGAGAUGGUUUUGAUAAGGGUAGUUUUGGUUAUUGCGGCCAAGAUGGUUACAUAACUGAUGGCACUCAGUACAAAAUCUAUGGUAAGCAAUAUGGGCGUGGAGAUGUUAUCGGCUGUGGUGUAAAUUUCGUGGAUGGCACAAUCUUUUUCACGAAAAACGGUAUAAAUCUAGGGACUGCUUUCACGGAUGUCCAUGAUCUGGAUCUGGUUCCGUUUAUUGCUUUGAAACCUGGGAAUAUGGUUCGAACAAACUUCGGUCUCCAUGAAGAGUUUGUAUUUGACAUAUUGAACUACCAACGCAUGCUCAAGUCUAAGGCUUACCAUCAUAUUUACAAGAGUAUCGAUGGCCAUGACGGUCGCAAUGAUUUUGAAAGUAGUAUUCAUAGUGACCAAGAUGAUUUUGACGAUGACCCUCCUUUAAGUGGUGACAACAGAGGAGGGUUUCUACUCCAAAAUGAUGAGCGGUUCAGUGGGGAUAAGCUCUACCGCCCCGAGGUCGAAAAGCUGAAUAAUCUCAGCACCGAUGAUGACUCAAUACCGUGUGCUAUGCAUGCCAUGAUCAAUGACCAUCUCAUACACGAAGGCCUUAUAGAUGUUGCAAAGGGGUUUUUGAAAGAUCUUCAAAAAGACUGUAUUCCCAACAGCGACGAAGAACGCGCUAGACUAGUUAUAAGACACAACGAGAGACAAAUCAUAAAAGAGGAAAACAACUUGAAGUUAAGGCAAAGUAUUAGGCGUUUCAUCAACGAAGGUGACAUAGCGCAAUGUUUGGUUUUUAUUAAUAGCCAAUAUCCCGGCUUGAUCGAAAAAAACGUCGACCUUCUAUUCGAGUUAAAAGUCGCUGAGUAUCUUCUCAUGUUUGUCCAGUUCAAGAGCCAUUCCAUCGAUGAAAUUCUUCGAAAGGGCCAAGAACUUACUUCUGAGUUUGUUUAUAGCCAGCAAGUGCCCGCGGACUACAAAGAUGGCUUUCGGAACCACCUGAAUGACAUAUCCUCGCUUCUUGCAUAUGACAAUCCAUUGAGAGAGUGCAAUGAGGACCUCGCAAUAUACCUAACACCAGCAUAUCUGCAGGAUCGGCUUUUCCAACUUGUCAACUCCAGAGUUUUAGCUUUCUUGGAGAAGAAAAGCGAAAGCUCGCUAGAAAGCAUGGUGAGCUACACGCGAGCCAUGAUAGACACCUUGAUGGAAUAUGGAGAAGGAAGUUCUUUGGUGCACAACGAUUCAGAAUUGCGCUUCCACAAGCUGGUAAAUAUUGAUGAGGAUCUUCUUAACAUGUGA
Messenger RNA from Lachancea thermotolerans CBS 6340, 2472 nucleotides. It is a transcript of the gene VID30, whose product is annotated as glucose-induced degradation complex subunit VID30. Gene Ontology annotation, cellular component: cytoplasm. The transcript has a single exon. Lineage: Eukaryota; Fungi; Ascomycota; Saccharomycetes; Saccharomycetales; Saccharomycetaceae. Gene Ontology annotation, molecular function: protein binding. The coding region runs from base 1 to 2472 and encodes 823 amino acids. Gene Ontology annotation, biological process: cell surface receptor signaling pathway; cytoskeleton organization. The record is from RefSeq and is a predicted model, not a curated record.